CUUUCUCACCUCUCCCAAUUCUCUUCUCUUCAUUAUUUAGCUUCUCAAACCCUUCUAUAUAAGAUCAUCAAACCAAUAUAUAUAUAUAUAUACACAUACAUGAAGAAAGAAAACAAAGAGAGAAAAGAAAAUUAAAGAAAGAAAGAAAAUACAAUGGCUACUACUUGUUCUUCAUCUUCUUCUUCAUGGUCAUUAACCCGAGUUGCGGUGGCGGCGUGGUUGUGCGCGGCGGUGUUUUCUCUCCAUUUCUCGGCGGCGGUUUCGAAUGAGUUUUCGGUGGGGGGAGACAAGGGUUGGGUCAUUCCCAAAGAAGACAACCCUCAGUUCUACAAUGACUGGGCCUCCAAGAACCGCUUCAAAGUUGAUGACACCCUUAAGUUCGAGUACCGCAAGGAUUCGGUGUUGGAGGUGAGCAAGGAGGAGUACGAGAAGUGCCGGUCGUCCGGCCACCCCAUCUUCUUCGACAACCGCGAGCACACGUCGUUCAAGUUGGACCGGUCCGGUCUCUUCUACUUCAUCAGCGGCGUUUCCGGCCACUGCGAGAGAGGCCAGAAAAUGAUCGUCAAGGUUUUGGAGACCGAGAACCCGCCUCAGCCCGGCGGCAACCAGCCGGCGGACGGCAACUCCCCGCCGGCUUCUGGCGGCGCGGCGGCGGUUCUUCGAGGCUCUCCGGUCCGGUUCGUGUUCUUCUCCGUCUCACUCCUCGGGUCCACCAUCUUCAUCAACGCCAUGUGAUCUUUAAUAAAUUAAUUAAUUAAUU
Molecule: messenger RNA, 760 nt
Organism: Cuscuta campestris
Lineage: Eukaryota; Viridiplantae; Streptophyta; Magnoliopsida; Solanales; Convolvulaceae
Source: the annotation of a GenBank genome assembly